This is a messenger RNA of Doryrhamphus excisus (bluestripe pipefish), 1462 nucleotides long. The record is from RefSeq and is a predicted model, not a curated record. NCBI's taxonomy places the organism in Eukaryota, Metazoa, Chordata, Actinopteri, Syngnathiformes, Syngnathidae.
ACAAGGUGUCAUCACAUCCUGCAUGCAAAACCGUCAAGAGUUGAGCAAAGCCAACUGAUGAAGACGGCAGCUUCGUUCCCAACAAGAAGGUUAAAUACCAUACUUUGUUAAAUUCCAUACGUAACGUGGCAUGUUCUUUUUGUUUCUCGUAAUGUCACAUGUUCUUUGUGCCUGGUAAACGUGGCAUGUUCUUUGUGCCUGGUAAACGUGACUUGUUCCUGUUUCCCGUAAUGUGACAUGUCAUUUCUGCGCAGAUGGACCACGCGCCUCAAAGUGACGUUCAGGUUUCAUCCAUCGUUGUUGUGAAUAUUAUUUGGUGGAUGCUGAUGAUUGCAGGCAUUGGUUUGGGCGCCACUCAUGUUGACCUCUGCCCGGCGCAACCCAGAAUCCCCGUUUACCUGAUGGUCCUGGGAGUGGCCAGCCUCCUGGCGCUGUCCGCCACCUACUGCAGGUGCAUCUGGGAGGGCGGCGUGAUGAGCGCCGCCACCUGGCUUUGCAUGACGCUGCUGCACUUCUUCACUUUCUGCUGGUUCAUCGCAGGCACCCACUGGAUCUACACUAUGUAUCCACCCAACUACACACCCGGCGAGGCCGAGUACUGCCACAAAACGACGUACCAGUUUGCCUUUGUGGUCACCACGCUGCUGUGGGGCGGCAUUAGCAUCACCUUGUUCUGCGGCGCUUGCCUCCUCUUGUUCACAUGCUGCACCACAGUAACCGCAAGACGCAGACUGACACCCAGCCGCAGCACCUCCUACGGAACUGCUCCUCUUGCUGAAGCAGCACGUGGUGUCUGAUUCCAGCUCUGGGCCGCUGACGUGUGGAACCUUUUUGCUUUGUCCUACUAUUUGCUUGUUCUGGAUGUUGUUAAUGGCUGGUCCUAGUCCUUAAAAUAUGCAGAGGUGCCAACAUUUUGCUGAUCAAUUUCUAGCAAAAAUACCAUGCACAAAAAAUAAUAAUCAAGCCCAGAUGAAAAAUUGCACAACUAUCUUAAGAAGCUUCAAAGAAGGCAUCUGUCAGGUGUCGUCCUGUUAAGAAGACCCCCAUUACCGGACCCAGAGGGAUGCCCGCCUGCAACAUCUACACACCCUCGGGUGGGGUCUCCUUGUCAUGCCGGUAUCGUGGGAAGCCAUCAGGACCCUCAAGGUGACAACUUUUCUCACCAGAAAAACUUCCUGUCCACGCCCUAUGUUUGCUGCUCUCCUGUACAUUCCAAACUGGCCUUUGCCAUCGAGAUCAUGAAUCUGAUGUGUGUGAAUAUCUAUUUUAAUAUUUAUUUUGCACCUACUUUUCAACUGCUCUUAAACUUUUCAUCAGCAAUGAACUGGAAAAUAAUUUAUUUACGGUUUCAAAUCAGAGCAACAAAAUUAUGCUCUUAAUAUAAAUAAACGUAUCUUUUUCAUUACAAUUGUAAUUGUAACAACACAUACCUCUUCCAAAGGGUUUUUCAUCAAAUUGGAGC